Cydia pomonella (codling moth) is the source of this 14838-nucleotide messenger RNA. RefSeq lists its product as uncharacterized. Gene Ontology annotation, molecular function: DNA binding. NCBI's taxonomy places the organism in Eukaryota, Metazoa, Arthropoda, Insecta, Lepidoptera, Tortricidae. The transcript has 16 exons. The coding region runs from base 235 to 5319 and encodes 1694 amino acids. The record is from RefSeq and is a predicted model, not a curated record. Gene Ontology annotation, cellular component: NSL complex; nucleus. Gene Ontology annotation, biological process: regulation of transcription by RNA polymerase II.
CUAGAUUCAUGUAUAUUAUGCUGGGUCAUGUCUACUUGAACUUGAAUAUAGGACUGGCAACAUAAGUACUACUAGUGUCAGAAACGAAAAAUGGCGCACCAAUUCUUUGUUUAGAUGCGUCAAAUGGUGUGACUCUGAUAGCCACUAAUCUUAAUAUUCUUAAUCUCGUUUAUACAAGUUUCAAAUGCAGUUUCACGUUUAUUAGAUGUAAAGCCAUAUCAAAUAAUUGCUUUGAUGAUGUCAGAGGAAAAAGUAAUACAAAUGGAGAAGUUGGACGAAGUGACCCCCACUGUCAAUACAAGUAAGGAAUCAGAAGCUGAAAAUAUUGAUGCAAUUAAAAAAUAUAUUCAAGAGCAAGAAUUUAUUUUAAGCUGUUCAUCUGAUAAGGAUGGUGUGAGCCAAAUAAUAAAAGAUACAUAUAAAGGAGAUAAUCAAAACAACUUAGAUUUAGAACUACAACUUACAUUGUCCAAUAAUUCUGAUAUUGCCACAAACAAUUGUGAGAUAAAACAACAGACCUACAAGAUUGGUUCUGAGUCUGUAUACAGUGAAGAAACUACAAUGACAGCAUCACCAAAUCCAUCAUCAAAUGAUUCCUUAUUAGAACUAGAGAAUGAAGAAACUCUUGCUAAUCAAGCAGCUGCAAAUUUACUGUCCUUGGGUCAAAACUGUCUAAAAAUGCAAAUAAAUGUAAAACAACAAAAGUGUUCAGAUGGAAUCAUACAAACCAAUGCUCAUGUAUGUACAUUUAAUUCCAAUAUAAAUAUUGAUGGUAAUUUUCAAAAUAAAGAAUUGCAUGAUAAUUUAGAACUGCAAAAAGGACCUGAGCGAAAUGACAAAAAUAAUAUUGAAUUGAAUAGUACAAAUAUAAGUCCUAAGAAUUCUGAAGAUGGUUUAAACCUGAGCAAAGAAGAAACAAAACUACAAAAGUUAGAAAUUCAAGAUGGUAAUCAAAAGUUGCUAAAUUUGUCUGAAUUAGAAAAUAAAAAUAGGUUUCCUAAAGUUGAGACUUGUCAACCAUCCAACUUACUGCAUAAACUACUAACUUGCACCAAUAACUCUAGUAGUGAAAUAAACAAUUCAAAACUACUAACUUGUACCAAUAACUCUAGUAGUGAAAUAAACAAUUCAAUUUUCUUGGAUAACAAAACAGUACAAGAAAAUAGAGAACAUGGUGAGGAAUCUUUGUCCGUAGCAACAAGUGUAAUGGAUAUGAUACUUAAUAAUACAGAAGUGGCCAUAAGUAAGAAAAAUGCUGGUGCUUUAUCCAAACAAUGUUUUAGUCCUGAGAAAGCCAACUCCAGCGUUUCUCUAGCAAUUGGAUCAAAAGUAGAAGCCAAAGAUUUCUGUGAGCUGUGGCAUCCUGCUCAGAUAGUAGAAGUGGACUGUGAAGAAAUGGAAGUCUUGGUACAAUAUGACAAACAACCAAAAAUGCACAAUGAAUGGAUAAGCAUAAGCAGCCCAAGAUUAAGACCUAUAAGCAGUAUAGUAACAAAGCCAACAUCGCCUCCGCACACACCCGUUUCAGAAGUGCUCAUGGAACCUAAAGCAGAAGACAAAAUGAAAGUGACCUUUGCUGUAGGAGAACGAUGUUUGGCUCGAUGGAGGGACAACCGCCGAUUCAUUGCAACAGUUCAAAAUGAUUUGGGAAAUGGUCAUUAUGAAGUUAUGUUUGAUGAUGGGUUUCAAUGGAAGUGCACUUUAUCGAGAAUGUACAAGCUUAAGGAAUCCAACGGGCAUCAGGAUUAUCCUCGGUUUGGAGCUGGGACCGCGUCGCCGCUCGUCGCCGCGCCGCAGGCUGCGACGCUGAACGCGCCGCCCGCGGCCCCCACGCCCCCCGCGCCUGCCGCGCCUCCUCCCUUGUACCAUACUCACCUGUUUGACCCGACCCGUGAUUACCUAGGUUCUAAAAGCGAACGGCGUGAGAUGAAGCGAAAGCUGAACAUAAAAGAAAUAUUCAAUAUUGGUCAGAAACGAAAAAAACUACCAACAGUAGCCAAAGAGUCGAAAAAUACUGUGGCUUCCGUAAAAGAAGAAAUUAAAUAUGAAGUAAAAUCUGAACCUGGUACUUUAUCACAUGAAAUUGCUCCAGCAGCAGAACCUCCCUUAAAGGAAACCAAAUCUGAGUUACCAGUAAAAAAAGUUAUAGCAAAGAAGCCACCUGUUAAGAAGAAAACACUUGGAAAGAAAAAAAUAAAAUUGAAAAACAUUGAUGGCAAAUCCGUAGUUUCUUCAUCAAAUGAUAUUAAGAAAGAAAAAAUACCAGAAGCUGUUGCAUCUAUUAUUGGUACAGUGUGCAACGCUGAACCUGAAAUCAAAGUUAAAAUUGAGCCACCUGCUGAAGAAGUCAUGGAUUCUAAUGCUGAUGACAUAAAGCCUGAUGACCUGUCAAACGCAUUAAACAUAUGUAAUACAGAGGUUAAACAGGACCUCGAUAUCGUAAUGGAAGAGGAAACACAACCAUUUGAAAUUCAAGAUGGAGUGAAGCACGAAGAAGUCAUUGGUAAAAUUAAGGAAGUGAUCACUAAGUUAGAGGAUGGCAUAAAUGAAGUGGAAAAGAAAGAAAUAAAACCUGAAGAAGUUAAGGAAAAAAUAAUAGUGGAAGAUGUUCAGCUGGUUGUAAAACCGGUCGAAACCAAUGGUAAAGAAAAGCAAAAGAAAUUGAAAAGUUCGUCGAAAGUAAAAAAAGGAAAGAAAUUGAGGUUGAUGCAAGAGAAAAAGGUUAAAAAACAAGUGGAGAAGGUUAAGUGCCAGUUGGAGGAGAUGAAAAAGCAGGUGGAGGCGAUGCGGCAGGAGAUCAUGCUUAAAACGGAGGAGCUAGCGAGCUCGCGGCGCGGCGAGUGCGCGGCGCCCGAGGCCGCGCUGCUGCCCGGCGAGUGGUGCGCGCGCUGGGUGGACGGCCAGCCCGAGGGCGCCGUCAGCGAGGCGCCCGCCAGCGGGGACUCGCCGCUCCCGCGCCGCAGCGUCAUGGUAGAGGACAAGCGGUUGCCGCCGGGCUGGACGAAACACAUGGUGCGCAGGAGCCUGGGCAGCUCGGCCGGCAAAUGGGAUGUAGUUUUAGUGAGCCCGGAAAAUCGUAGACUUCACACAAAGAGCGAUAUGCGGGUGUACCUAGAGAACAACCCGCAGCCGGCGCUAAAGCCCUUUGAGGCCGCUCUGAUGGACUUUGGCAUCCACCUGAAGCUGUCUCGGCGGCUCGGCUGGGUGCGCUCCACGGCCGAGGGCGCGCCGCCGCCGCCGCCGCCCAGCCGCGACUUGCCCGCGUCCUCGCCGCUGCUCAAGCGCUCCAAACUAAGCCUCAACAAGAAACACCACAAGUUAUUGCACCACAAAAAGCGACCCCGGCUGAAAAUCAAACCUUUGCGACCACCCCCGGUUUCAGCUGCACCCGGCUUGCAGCAGAAUUAUAAGGAAACCAAUGUGUGUUCUGAGCCAAGUAUAGCUGAGGAAGCUGUUCUUGAUGGCGCCAGUAUUAAAGAUGGAUUCGUUGAUGUUGGUUCGUUAAGAGUUCAAGUUAUUGCGACUCUGCUACGAUGUCCAGCCGAAGGGUGUUUUAAGAAUUUCCGAAAUACUACCUUACUAAAAAUGCAUAUCAAACAUUAUCAUAGGGAGCUCCGAAAGUCCAUGGGAAAUACUCCCAAAGUUUUAGAUUUAGCUUACGCCAGGACCAGGCCGACCGAAGCGGAAAUGAACCUGUUAAAACGUGAAGCGCAACAGAGGGUUGUUAAAGUAAAGCUGCCACGGCUACACAAGCGGGUGGAGGCGCCGACACCCGCCGCGCCGCCGGAGCCCGCGCCCGCGCAGCUGCCGCCCGCCGAGCCCGCCGCCGCCGAUGUCCCGCCCCGUCCCGACGACUCGCCUAAGCUACGGGACGCGCUCGCCAUAAAGCCGGCCAGGAGACCCCGCGUGUUGCUGCCUGUGCGCACCAAAGAACCGGAGCCGACGUUAGACACCGAGAAUGUCGCGGCCGACGCGCCUCUGCCUCUCGUCAAAUUAGAAAACGCCGAAACCGAAGACGAUCUACUUGUGCCGAAACAAGAGAUACUCGAUUGUGGCGCCUUGGACUUUGAAACAGCGAUAUCGACGCACACCGUAGCGAAAAUGGUGAACGGCAACAGGAGUAAAAGCGAGAAGAGGCGUAAGACUUUCGCUUGUAUAGGGAAACUGGCAAGCGAGGACGAGGAUUGGGCGGGUGGCUCCUCAGACACGCGCUCCAGCUACCCGAGCUGCGGCACGCCCGACUCGGCGCGCGCCGACCCCGACGACCCCGCCCCCGCCGACGACAACCACUCCGCCGCCGCGCACCUCUACAUGUACACUGAGAACGGUGAGCGCAUCAAGCUGGUCCGCAUGAAGCGUGAGGAGAUCAUCAACUGCCACUGCGGGUUCCGCGAGGAGGACGGGCUCAUGGUGCAGUGCGAGCUGUGCCUGUGCUGGCAGCAUGCGCUGUGCCACAACAUACAGCGGGAGGCCGAGGUGCCCGAGAAAUACACGUGCAGCAUCUGCCUGAACCCGCGUCGCGGGCGGCGACGGCAGCGGUUCAUGCACGACCAGGACCGGCUGUACGAGGGGCUGCUGCCGGGCCCGGGCGGCGGCCGCGCCUGCGACGCACUGCGCCGCUCGCACGAGCUGUCCGGCAACCUGCUGCGCAUCGAGGACGCGCUGCACGCCGUGCGCGUCAACACGCGCGUCGCACAGACAAAGAACCAUCCGAAAUUGUACCUGUGGGCCAGAGAUUGGGAAUCUGUUGAAUUAUCCUUCGCCCAAGAAAAACUAAACUCAGAGUAUUCAGACCUGAAUGUGAUCAUCAAUAAUUUGGGAAAAGAGAACUUGCCUAUUAAAGCGGAGGAUUUAAAAGAAAUGGCCAUAGAUAUGAAGACUCCUUCUGCUGAUGAACCCGAGGAAAAACAUAGCCCAAUGGAAAAAGAUAAUCAAAUAGGACCUCAGGCCUUACUUAGCGGGUUGCUGUCGAGUCCCAGCGUGGCGUCUCUGGAGCUGCCCAUCAGUGAAUCCGAACUAGAGAAGCUGGCUAAAUCUGUGCAUGAGCACGAGAGCAGGGCGCGGGUACGCGCGCCGCAGCCCGAGGCCGCCAUCGAGAACAGCGCGUGCCGAGCGCGCCUGCUGCGCCACAUCCAGCGCUGCCACGCGCUGCUCGACCAGCGGCUCGACUCCAUCGAGGCGCAAGUCGCAGAGCUAGAGUCCCAAGACGCGUCGCUCGAGGACGACGAGUCGCCGGAGUUUUGCCCGCGCGCCAAGCAGGCGCUGGUGAUGAUCUCGCGCGACCUUGACGCCAUGGAGGAGCUCGGCAUCGUCACCUAACACGCGCCGCCCGUGGCCCCCGCGGCCCCCGCCGCCUCCGCCGCCGUCCGCGCGGGCUAGCCGAGGCGGAAAUGCGCACUAGCGGGUUUGGCGACGCGGCUACACCACCAGUGGCGGUUGUUGCUCGUGUUUUCCAUUUAAUGACAGGACACUAUUAAUUUUGGGUUCUACCACAAAGUUGUUUCUACUGGUAACUACUGGGAUUUUUUUUACUAAUAAAAGUUGUAAAAAAUCCCAGUAGUUACCACUGGUUAGAACUUGGUGGUAACAAUGGGAAUAACCUUAAUUUUGUAUCGUUUUCGUUUCGGUCAGUGUUGGGUCAAACGAAUCAGUCUAGCGAAAUUUAAUUGAAAUCCUAUAGGAAUCAUAACGUUAAUGUGACCCUCAAUCGGUUUAAAGAGGUAAAGGCGCACUAUAACGAAAAGGAUAGUAUAAACAUUUACGUUGUUUGCCAUUAACAAUACUAAAAGUGAUGACAUUGUCGAACGGGCUAGUCACUGCCAGAGUAGUGCAACGGAGACAGGCGGCGGUGCACCCACGGAACUAGAACCGAACGACAUCAUAGACCGGCUGUACGAGUAUUAAAAAGGUCAAAUGAUUACGGCCAAGGAUUAAUUUGCAAGACAGCGAUGUGUCAGUGUAAAAAUAAUAUUAUUAUAUAAAAUGGCUCAUCGAAAAUUGUAACUCUGCUCACCACUUGGUCAUGGUCUUGUCGUAUUUGUAGGAAUUAGAAACGAUAGGUUAAAAUAAAUGAUGUGCAUCAAAUGCAAAGCGAAGUGCUUUUAGUUAUACCAACCAGCUGAAUUGUCGGCACCUAAAUGAUUUAGUUAGUCUGUAACAGGCGCUGAAUUAACCAACAUAAGGCAGCAGACAACACAAAGGUUACCUGUGAAUAUUAAUAAAGAUAAAUUCUGUAUCAUAAAUGAUAUCACCCAGUGGAUGAAGUGAAGUAUAGUGAGAUUUUUCUAACAUCACAUAUUUGACACAUGACAUUUGAUGUUUGAAGUGAUGUGGCUAAGACAACAUAAUAUGUCAAAUCCAGCAAUCGGAUCGAUUACAGUUACGAUUUGUGAGAUCGAAUCGAUUACCUAUAUAAAAAUCAAUAUUAGGAACCUGCACAGCAGUCAUACAUGCAAAUUAUACUGCUAGUGACUACUUAGUAUUAGCAAAAUCAGGCAUUUUUAGAUCCAAAGUCAACUAAAUUCAAAUACAAGCUAAGUCAAAGUCCAAAAAUACGAGCCAAGGUAACCAGAUGUGAAAGAGAAGAAUCCAAAAAUAAAGCCAGGUGAAAAAUACGAAAAGAAACGGAAUAUGCGCACAGUAAGGCGGAGAAACUUCGACAGACUGCGCAUUUGACAUUUGACAAACGAAUGAUUUUGACGUCAAAUUUGAUCCGCUCAGAAAUCGACAUUUUUUGCAAAUCGUACGGUAAAGAUCUAUUAUUAUAAUGGAUUUUUAAAAGUAUUUGUUUAAGUUAAUGUUUUCUUAGUUAUAAUACCUUAUUUUUGUAUUUUCUGUAGGUUAUAAAUAUAUCGAUUUUAUCGAUUAUCUUUAACUUACGAAUAUGUUACCCGAAUCGAAAAAAAUGAUUUGACCACAACGCUGGUUUUAAAAAAAAAGACCCUUAGGACGUAAACGUUUGUGCAGUGAUUUAUUAUUGUUAAAUACUUCAGAUAUACGAUGUGAAAAAAAUAACUAUAAGCAUAAUUACAUUCAAAAAGUGAGUGUAGUUUAAGUGGAAACGAAAGACAUAUUAUAAUUGCGUGGUUUUGUUUUUAAUUAUGUGAAUGGAUCAUACAUAUUUACAUUAUAUGGGUGCUGUCAUGUGUCAAAUAUGUGAUGUUAGAAAAAUCUCACUAUAGUUGUUCGUCGUUGCUGCAUAUUUUUGUACAGGCCAUAGCCGCAUUAGGAAUUAGGAUAAGUUAAGUAGUCGUUCCCCAACCUAAUGAACUUUCAGUUUGUGGAAGUGCCUCCGCUGCCUUGUGCGGGUGCGCGAAGCGGGUUUAGCGCGACUGGCUUUACUUGCGAUGGUAUACUUGAAUAAAUAUAAUUUGCACCGAUGAAUGUUAAAGCUAGCUAAACAAUCUUGAUGUCACUUAUUUUUCUAUAUUUUAAUUACUAAGUUUUCCUGGUUCAACAAUUUGGUACAAACUUUUCAGUUCAUAUAGUUAAUCAAAUUAAAUAUUUAAUCUAAAGAACCAUGCAUCAGAAUGAUUCUGAGUGAGUGGUUGGUGAAGGUUUCAUUUGCAUAACGUAUUAAUAUUAAUUCAGACACGACACACAAUAGUACAUUGUGUAUUAAGGGCGGUAAACAAGAAUUUACGAACAAGUGUUAAUUAAGCCCGAAGCCGAAGAUUAACACGAGUUCGUAAUCUCGUACCGCCCGUGGCACACACAAUGUAUUUCAUCACAUUUGUGGUUUAAAAAAAAUUAAGCGAAAUAAUUCUUAAAUACGGUGACAUUUCAAACGUUCGUCCGCCAUUUUAUCAUUUUUAUUAUGCCAGGUUAGGCAUCGAAGGCACAGCUCCAUCUGACAUUCAGCCACGAUUGAAAAAUGUGUAAAAAAUAUUUUGAAUGGCUAUUAUUCUAUUAAAUGUAUCAAAUGAAAUAUUUCAAACAAAAAAAUUAUAAAUUAUAAAUGUCUGUAUUUUAAAAGUAAACUCAUUUAUAUCAACUUGGUUCGUAUGAAUUAGAGACAUGAUUAAAAAAAUAUGUUCAUGGGCAUAAUGAAAUUAAAUAAAAACAUCUUACCGCCCGUGUGCAUACUAUAAUUAAUAUAGCUCAUUCCAUCUCAGUAUGCUGGCAUACAAUAGUACCGUUUACGAGCAAGUGGGAUGAAAAGUAUCAUAACUAGUUUUUUUUUAUGAUUCAGGAGGCAAACGAGCAGACGGAUCACCUGAUGAUGGUUAGUUAGUUAUUUAUAUACUUUAGCGCUCUUUUGUCUCUUUGUAUUAAACGCCAUAACCUGUACUUAUAAUACCAUGUAUAAAUUGUCUUUAGUCGCCAUUAGGCAAACGAGAAAUGAGUACGUGCUAACGAGCUCGUACACCGAAAGAGAAAAUCUUAUGAUUAACGACGAUUAUGACAGAGAUGAAAUAAAUAUGGAAGUAUUUUUUGUGCUCCUAAUGUUGUAUGUGUAUAACCUAUUUAUAAUGUCAUUGUUUGUAUUCGUAAAGAUAAAGUUUUAUGACUGAUCGGUGCAAAUUAUAACCGCUCUAGACAGCGAAGCCACUAGGGAUAAUGAUUUUUGAUAGAAACUGGAUCGCCAGCGACGGGCCCGCUCACGUGUGAGGCCUUGGUCUCUGAUUGAUGCCUUACGCUAUGAUGAGUCAUGUUCUAAACAAAUGUUAAUGUAAUAAGCUGCAAACAAAUUAGUUACCGAUAUUUAAAGAGAUGGUACUUUACAUUAAAUCUAUUAACAUGAAAUAUAAAUUCAGAAAGCCAUCCAUAUCAUUUUUUGUGUUUAUUUACCUCACUUAAAAAAUAAAUAAUUAAUUUAUCUAAAAAUAAGCAUCAUGUGCAAACUGACAAGAUGUUUAACACUUUCUGUCAUAUCAACAAUAUUGUUUGUCUUAAAUUUCAUAAUGAUUGUCGUGGAGAUUCCAGAUGGUGAAGACAUCUCGAGAAUAUUUUUUUUUUGUUUUGCUCAUUAAUGUUGUUUAAAGUAUAAUAUUAUGCAGUGAACUAUCGUGGAAGUAUACAGCAAAUGAAAAACUAGUCUUAAUCAACAUCCGGCAAUCCUGGCUUUUAGUAAAGUCCAGCUAUCUCUUUACUGCAAACAACUACCGAUCGACGUCAUACUUAAACGCUACUGCUAGGUUUAAUGGAGGCUAUAUUUAAAAAUAAGAAAUUUCAUAAUCAACGUGUCAUUUGAUUUAUCAAUGAGGUCUCAUUUAAUUAUCCCAGUAACUGGGUGUUUUACGUAACAAAUUCGUUUUUCAAUUUUCCCCAAAAAAACAUCAUGAAACCUAUAAUAUUUCAUACUUAAAUAUACUCCGCGAGCCGAGUACUAUCAGCUGUAACAAUAUUGGUAACUAAUUGGUUAGCACCUUAUACAAGGUGGGCAAAAGAAAUGUGCAUUCCCGUUGCCAGGGAGGUUUUGGGUUUGGGUUUGAGGACCAUCCCCGAAAUCGCGAAAAAAAAAGUACCCUCUCAUAGAAAAUGGACCAGCUAAAAUGUAUGAAACAGCCAAGAAAUGUUUUCGCGAUUUCGGGGUUGGUCCCAUAGUAAAUAAGUUGCUCAGUAUAAGCCCAAAAUCUCCCUGGCAACGGGAAUGAUUGGAAUUAACAUAUUUUUUGGCCACCUUGUAUAUCCUCUAUUGGUCAUAUAGGCAGCAUCAAUAACAGCGUUUGAAACAACGCACCAAGUAUCUACCACACUCGAAUACUUUUCCGAAUAGCGAUACUUCGACAGUUCGCGUUCAAAAGUAUCUGCAACAGUUUGCUCCAAAUAUGGAUCAAUAUCUCUUUUUGGAGCGAAUUUCCUUAUCGCAUGGUAUAGACUGGGCGGAUGGGUUUAUGCGAAAAAAUGUGUAAGUUUUCCGUCACGACCCUUUCUUAACCGUUCCAACCGAGUGUUCCACGAGACUCGCGUAUUUUUUUGUAAAGCUAUUAGUGAUUGGUGGAUACUUUUGAUGCUUAACCUGAGACGCUACUUUUGAUGCUGGCUGUACAAUGUAACGAUGUACUAUGUAAUCCCAUGCGAUAGCAAACUAAUCAACUGACUGGGGUUGGAAACCAGUUUUAAAUGAUUAAUAUUUAAUAUAUUUGAACAGUACAAGUACAUAUUUUAUUUUAUGAAAGAUUUAAAUAUUGAGUUUAUGAAAUAAGUGGCAUUUAACUGAAUUUAGAAACUGACACGCAAAAAAUAUUGCGUAUUAUAGUCGCAGAACAGCUGAUUUUUGGACUUGUCGAUUAUUUAUUAUUGUUUUCCUUGUAUUUUGUACGACCGGAAUAAUGAAGUUAAAUCGUAUUGUUUGACAAAUAUUCUACAGAUUUGUUACACGUGUUAAUUUAAUUAUACCUAUCCUAUUGGCAUGAUGUCGUUUAAUGGGUUUAUAUGAGAUAUCACCAGAAACAAUUUAUUGCAUUUUAAUUAUUUUGAAUAAGGAACUGUUUCGUUUAUGACUCCCCUUGCAUACACAUGUCUAAGACGCAAUAGAAUUCGUAUUUCUCUGCAGUAGACUGUACAGUCGAGUUCAUAAAUUGGUUGACUGGUAGAGAAUGCCUUAAGGCAUUAAGUCCGCCAUUUGUACCUUCAUGUAUUGUGCAAUAAAGAUUAAAUAAAUAAAUAAAUAAAUAUAUGAGCAAAUCCAAGGCUUCAAAAAUAAAUGAGCAUAGAAAGGUACAUAUGCAUAUGAACAGAUUAACCAGUCAAAAAUAUGUACACAUAUCACCUGUCAUAUUAAUCUAAGCAAGUAUCACAAUAAUAUGUAAGCAACUGAAAACUGACAAAUAUGUACUGUACAAAUAUUUUUCAAAAUUAUUUAACCAAGUGAAAGUACACAAAUACCUACGCAAAAGUUUUUUCCAAAUAUUUAUAAGCAUGUAGUGACACAAAAAAUAUCUGUACUAACAUUUUACAAUUUUAUGUGAACACGUAGAAGUUCAUAAAUAUCGGAUUAAAACUGAAUAAAUAUAUCACCUGGUUCUUACGGCCUACCUAUCAAAAUAUAUAAUAGGCUUAAGUUAGUCUUAAGUUUAGACAUUAUAAGUUACUCUGUUAUUAUAUUGUAUUUUGACAUGACGUGUUUGAAAUGCUCGGGAAUUCUGUACAUAUUUGAUAUAGGAAUAAAUAUUAUUCAUUCAAUAUUCAAUGCUGCGCAAAUUAAUCACAAUUUGUAUAUGUUAUUAUACAUAUAUUAUUAUACUCUUACAACAACCCCCUUAUUAUAUAUUUCUGUGUUCUGUAUAGAAAUAAAUAAUUUUAAUUUUUAAAUUUUCAUUUAUAAAACUUUUCGAGCCUGAUUUAGUUAAAUUAUGUUUUAUCCCUUUCUUGCAAAUACAUAAGUCAAAAUGACAGAUAAAGACAAACGAUUCAUAGCUAAUUCAGGCAUGUAACGCGAUUAUGAAUAACGCCAUUAGAUUUUAAGCCCUUUAUUCAUAAAACUUGGCAAACAUCAACAUCAAGAACAGAGCCCCUAGUGUAAAUUUAUUCGAUUUCGAAACGUGACGUACGCGUUUGCGUUAAGUCUCAUUUAGUAUGUAAUUUAGAAACAGCGCGCCAAGUGGGACGUUUUGAAAACUCAAAAUCCCAUACAAAAUGAGACUUAACGCAAACGCGUACGCCACGUUUCGCUAUCGAAUAAAUUUACAUUAGGGGUACUGAUUAUCAUUUUUUAAAUUGUAAGUGGCCAGUCAUUAAAGUUAUAAUAGAUGUAGGAUUUAAUACAAUUAACAAUUAAUAAGAAUUACAGUAAAAUGUGAAUAAAGGUACAAUACAAACUUAAACUAAUUAAAAACUAAAAAUCUAUAUCUAAAGAGGGCCCCUGGGGCAUAGUGCCAAAGAUACUGGCAGCAUUUCCUCGCUGAAUCGCAACAAUUAUUCGUUGAGCGAGGAAGCUGCCAGCUCUUUUGUCUCUUUUUUGUCAUUAAAGUUGAUAACAACCUCUUUUAAGUCGAUCAUAAAUCGAAACCAGCAAGAAUGGGUAAGAAGCCGCAAGCAAACACUUAUGGCACUUCUAUGACUUGACACUUAAAAUGAAAGAGACAAAUGUAUGAUUUGACAGUACGGUACUCUUUUCAAUGAUUGUCAAAUUGUUAAGUCUUAUGUUUGUUUAGAUUAUGGUAGUUUAGAUAUUUACGAACUUAUGUGUUCACAUACAAUUGUUAAACGUUAGUACAGAUAUUUUUGUACCACUACAUGCUUAUAAAUAUUUAAAAAAUCAUUUGUGUACUUUCACUUGGUUAAAUAAAUUUUGCUCUCAUAUUAUUGUGAUACUUGCUCAGAUUAAUAUGACAGGUGAUAUGUACAUAGUUUUGAUUGGUUAAUCUGUUAAGAUGCGUAUGUAUUUUUCUAUGCUCAUUUAUUUUUGAAGCCUUGGAUUUGCUCAUAUAUUUAUGAACUUGACUGUACAAUUCCUAUUCCGUUAGAAUUAGACCAAGCUAAGUUUGCUGCGAUUUUGAUAGCAAAAACUGUGUAAGUCUUAUAUAAUACUUAUAGUAAACGCCAUAAUUUCAUAGAAGAUUGACGUUUAAAAACAACACUGGCACAGCUGUGUUAUUAAAAUCGCGGCCAACUUAGGUUGGCCUAAUUUUGUUGGCAAAAAGUGUUAACGGAAUGGAAAAAACUAUGUGAUGUAUUAAGUGUAAUUUUAAGCCAUUUAAGGCAAUAUUAAUGGCUAUAGUAAUGUUAAAGUUUAAUACUGAGUCAAUAUUAUAUUUUGUUUCCUAACAAGGGAUGUGAACACCGAGUUUUUCUAGAAGGUGGUAAGCAUGUAAAGGAAAUUCAGGUUAUUACUUAAUUUCCACAGCUGUCGUUGGCCCAAUUGAAUCAACUGACAAACGGUUGCCGAGCUACCGCUACCGCAAGGUUUGGCUCAAACGGUAAAGCCCGUCACUGGUGGAGCGAUAAUAUUCUAAUUUCACAAUAGAAUCUAAACUAUCAUCUGAGAAAGUGUCAAACGGGAGGCGAUGACUAAAUUUUUUUACGUCUUUCGGUAGCUGCCAUUCUUCAACCCACCAACGGAGGGUUUAUCAUAUAUAUCCGUUAACCACUAUAUGAGUCAUGUGGGGUAAGGGUAACUUAUUUACUAAUGGAGAGGUGGAAGUUUGUAAUACACUUAGGAGCAAAACUGUCCCAAUAGUAGCAUAUUAUCAGAAUGUGGAGAAGUUGAUGUCGAUCAAGGGGAGAGCACAUAAUUAACACAUAACAGUACUCCUUGAAAUUUUCUACAAAUCCGCCUAACAUGAUGUACUUGGCAUUGGCAAAAUCAUCAUAGAUUUGAAGGAAGCCAUAUUUUAAAAGAAGAAGAAUUAUAUAUGGUUCCCUAUUUGAAGUUUUCAUAGGAGGAACUAGAAAUAUUGGAAAAAAUAAAAAUGUGUUUUUUUUCUACUUUUCGAUUCAAAAUUACAAAAUAACCGUAAAUGCCAAGUACAUCAUAUGUUAGGCCGAUUUUCAGAAAAUUUCAAGGAGUACUGUUAUGUAUUAACCAUGUGCCCCUCCCCUUGAUCGACAUCAACUUCUCCACAUUCUACUAAUAUUUAUGCUACUAUUGGGACAAUUUUGCUCCUAAGUGUAUUUGUAAAAAAAUUUAAGAUAUGUUGGUGAAGACUUAGUCUAUGCAAAAAAAAAUCCAGAUGGAAUCAUUCGUUUACAAACAAAAAGAAUAUUUAAAAUCCAGUACUGUUAAGGUAAAAUUUGUCGUCAAGAUGAAAGUUGUUACAAGUAAAUGAUUUUUUUUCCUGUUAGUAAUGUUUUUAAGCCUUUUAUUCAGUAUAACAUUUGAAGUUAUGUUAUGUCGCAAUAAAGUUCGCUAAAUGUUAUCAACAUUAGUCUGCUUACAAUAAUAAAAAAAAACUACAAAUAUCAUUUAGCUGCGCACACUUACCCGAAGUAUGGGCUAAGUGCGCGCAUUUUGAGCUGAUUGAAUUAAAGCGAUUUUUCUCCGGAGUGUCAAGAUUUUAGUGGUUUUUCUUGAUUUAAUUAUUACCUUAAUAAAUGCUUUACCUGAUACAUAUAUUCAUUUCCCUUCCAUACUUAUUGUUUAAUUUUAAUACUAGUUUGAAAAAAAAGUGCUCACACUUGCCCCACAGACUUUUCGAUUUGUCCAUGUCUGUCUAGCACUUACAUUGUGAGAGAGACGAAAAUAUACCGAGCUAUAUAUCGCAAGGUAUCUUAAGAUGCCUUGCUAUAAGAUAUCAUAAGAUACCCAAAUAUAUAUCAUAGCUUGGUGUGUGGACUCUAUCAAAUGGUACGUAAAAUAUGUCGUAAGAUGCCUUGUUAUAUCUUUUGGUAUAUUAUCGCUCUGUCUGUGACGGGCUUAACACAUUGACAUAUAUAUCUAAGGACGGGUCUUAUGGGCACUAAUAAUGGCGCUAGUUCAGUGGUGUCACUCUCGAAUUCGAGCCAAUCAUGUAGUUUAACGGAACUAGUUGCGACCAAUCGCGCGCGUGGUGCGAACUCAUCAACCAAUCACGUUGCGGCGUUAAACUGCACGAUUGGCUCGAAUUCGUGUGUGUGACACCGCUGUACUGGCCCCAUUCUUAUUGUUCGUAAGGCCCGUCCUUAGAUAUAUAUGUCAAUGGCUUAACAUUACAAUAGGUGGUACAACGACUACAUGACUAAUCCCAAGAAAAACCCUAGCCAGGUGUACCUCGUAAUGUACCUCUACCCAAGAGCUCACAAAUGUGAACCCAAGUCUCCAGCGCUGAACAUUGAACAAGUGGUCGUUGGGUAUUCGGACUUUAUUUGACCAAAAGUAGUUUAUUUAUAGAUCAACUCUUUAGUGUAAGCUUUAAUCAUAACAUGUUAAUACAAUAAUAAUAAUAAUAAUUACAUUAAACUAUUUUCAUAAACAUU